Molecule: messenger RNA, 501 nt
Organism: Naegleria gruberi
Lineage: Eukaryota; Heterolobosea; Eutetramitea; Acrasida; Naegleriidae
Exons: 2
Molecular function (GO): iron ion binding; oxidoreductase activity, acting on paired donors, with incorporation or reduction of molecular oxygen; heme binding
Source: RefSeq, a predicted model, not a curated record
ACAACUGCAACCUUACUAAAGUGGACCUUUUAUGAAAUCUCUAAAAGACCUGAAGUUCAAAACAAAAUGUAUCAAGAAAUUGUGGAAAAAAUUGGUGAUCGUCCAAUAGAAUACGAAGAUUUUGGUAAGAUGGACUAUGUUUACUCUACCAUUCUAGAGGUGUUGAGAUUUAACCCUCCUGUCGUUUGGGUCUCUCGAGAAUGUAACAAGAGCACAACUAUUGGAAAGUAUCACAUUCCAAAAGGAACCAGAGUAAAUGCUCUCAUCAAACAAGCUCACAGUAAUGAAAAGAAUUGGACCAGGCCAGAAGAAUUCAAUCCAGAACGUCUCUUCAACAAUCCAGAGCUCAGAGACAAGGUUCAACAGGAUAUGUCAUUCAUUGGAUUUUCUAUGGGAAAUCGUAAAUGUAUUGGAUAUAAAUUUGCUUUAUUAGAAGCAAUGAUGCUUAUUUGCACAUUCUUAAAGAGCUAUGAAUUUAAAUUGGAAAAUGAUGAAACUAUU